AGAUUUUGACAAGACAGAGAAUGGAGAAGGUGGGGCUUGGUGAAAGGAUGGUCGAAGAGAGGAAAUGACUUCCCCAAGAAGCUGAUGAGGGACCAAAGACAAGAAGAGAGGUUUGCAACAUGCAAGAAGCCCUGGGAAGACAUACUGAAUAUUUGUAACUGUUUUGUUCCUGGGAAGGGCCAUCACAUCCGUUCUAACAAGACUGAGCUCAGUGCUAGUUCUUCCGCUGUACUGAUACUACACAUUUUAUUCUUCAAUGCAUGGAAUAUGUGUCAGCAGGAUUAAACCAGGACAGUCUUUUGAAUGUGGAAUUCCAGAGAAGGCACUGGCUGUGACUUCUGAAGUAAGCCAACAACAUCCUGAAAUUUUUAAUUUUUCUCAGAUACUUUUAUUACUCAACUGAAACUUUCUGCAGACAUCUGCUCUAAAAUACUUUGACUUCGAGCAAGUACUGUUGCCAGGCUGAUCUAAAAGCUUGAGAUGGCUCUGACUUCUCCAAAAUCUGCAGCAGGGGAUUUGGCACAAAGAGAAGAACUCAUGCUCCAUGAUGGAAACAAUUUCCAUUUCCUCUCUGCAAACGUCAUCACAAUAGUGGAAAGAUGUAUGAGUUCCAUGCAAGCUGGUACCCAAAUGAUCAAACUCCGUGGCGGUUCCAAAGGGCUGGUCCGUUUCUAUUACCUGGAUGAGCACAAGUCAUGUAUUCGCUGGAGACCCUCCCGAAAGAAUGAGAAAGCCAAAAUUUCUAUUGACUCCAUUCAGGAGGUCUGUGAGGGGAAGCAAUCGGAGAUCUUUCAGCGCUAUGCCGAUGGCAGUUUUGAUCCCAACUGCUGCUUCAGCAUCUACUAUGGAGACCAUAUGGAAUCUCUUGACCUGGUGUCUUCCAGUGGAGAGGAAGCACGCACCUGGAUCACGGGGCUAAAAUACCUGAUGGCAGGGAUCAGUGAUGAAGACAGCCUCUCAAAACGCCAACGGACCAGAGACCAGUGGUUGAAGCAGACAUUUGAUGAGGCAGAUAAAAAUGGUGAUGGCAGUCUGAGUAUUAAUGAGGUGCUCCAGCUAAUGCACAAACUGAACGUCAACCUGCCCCGACAAAAGGUCAAGCAAAUGUUUAAGGAGGCUGAUACGGAUGACAACCAGGGCACCUUGGGCUUCGAUGAGUUCUGCACCUUCUAUAAGAUGAUGUCAACACGACGUGAUUUGUACCUGCUAAUGCUCACCUACAGCAACCACAAGGACUACCUGGAUGCAGAUGACCUGAAACGCUUUCUGGAAACUGAACAGAAGAUGACGAAUGUGACUAAAGAGCAUUGCCUGGAAAUCAUCAGCAAGUUUGAGCCGUGCCUGGAGAAUAAGAAGGAAGGAGCUCUGGGCAUUGAUGGUUUCACCAAUUACAUGCGGAGUCCAUCAGGGGACAUAUUCAACCCAGAACACUACCAAGUGAAUCAGGACAUGAGUUAUCCUUUGAGUCACUAUUUCAUUACCUCUUCACAUAAUACCUACCUCAUGGGAGAUCAGCUGAUGUCCCAGUCCAGGGUGGACAUGUAUGCAUGGGUGCUACAAGCUGGCUGUCGUUGCGUAGAAGUUGACUGCUGGGAUGGGCCGGACGGUGAACCAAUUGUCCACCAUGGAUACACUUUGACUUCCAAAAUUCUCUUCAAAGAUGUGAUUGAAACUAUCAACAAAUAUGCCUUUAUCAAGAAUGAGUACCCUGUUAUCUUGUCAAUUGAGAACCAUUGCAGUGUCGUUCAGCAGAAGAAGAUGGCUCAGUAUCUUACAGAAAUUCUGGGAGACAAACUGGAUCUGUCUUCUGUGCACAAUGAUGAUUCUACCAAGCUCCCUUCACCAGCAAGUCUUAAAGGAAAGAUACUAGUAAAGGGGAAGAAACUUCCAGCCAACAUCAGUGAUGAUGCAGAGGAAGGUGAAGUUUCUGAUGAGGACAGCGCUGAUGAGAUUGAUGAUGACUGCAAACUAAUGAAUGGAGAUGCAUCUACUAAUAGGAAAAGAGUGGAGAAUAUAGCAAAGAAAAAACUUGACUCACUGAUAAAAGAAUCUAAAAUCCGUGACUGUGAAGAUCCAAAUAAUUUUACAGUUACCACUCUACCAUCAUCAGGAAAGGCUGGUCUGAAAUCAGAUAGUAAGAAGAAUAAAGUUGAGGAUGAUGUGGAAUCUGGGGAAGACUUCAGUACCAACAAAAGGCACAGCCGGUCCUUGAUGGGCAGUUUUUCUAAACGCAAGAAAAAAGGAAGCAAAUUGAAAAAGGCGACAAGUCUGGAAGAGGGUGAAGAUGAUUCGGAUUCUCAAGCAAAUGUAGCCAAGAGCUCUGUACAUUACAGCAGGGUAAACCGACAGAAGAAAACAAUGAAGCUGUCCAGGGCACUCUCUGACCUGGUGAAAUACACAAAGUCUGUUGGCAUCCAUGAUGUUGAAACUGAAAUCUCUUCCAGCUGGCAGGUUUCAUCUUUCAGUGAAACAAAAGCCCACCAGAUACUGCAGCAAAAGCCAGCACAGUAUCUACGUUUCAACCAGCAUCAGUUGUCCCGCAUCUACCCAUCUUCUUACCGGGUGGACUCCAGCAACUACAAUCCCCAGCCAUUCUGGAAUGCUGGCUGCCAACUUGUUGCACUAAACUACCAGUCAGAGGGAAGAAUGCUGCAACUGAACCGGGCCAAAUUUAGUGCCAAUGGGAAUUGUGGCUAUGUCCUCAAACCAAACUGCAUGUGUCAAGGUGUGUUUAAUCCAAAUUCUGAAGACCCACUGCCUGGUCAAUUGAAGAAACAGCUGGUUCUGAGAAUUAUCAGUGGUCAACAACUCCCAAAACCUCGGGAUUCCAUGUUGGGAGACAGAGGAGAGAUUAUAGAUCCAUUUGUUGAAGUAGAAGUUAUAGGCUUACCUGUUGAUUGCUUCAAAGAACAAACUAGAGUAGUUGAUGAUAAUGGUUUUAACCCCAUGUGGGAGGAAACGCUGGUGUUCACAGUGCACAUGCCAGAGAUUGCACUGAUUCGGUUCCUUGUGUGGGAUCACGAUCCAAUCGGGAGGGAUUUUAUUGGACAGAGAACAAUAGCUUUCAGCAGUAUGAUGCCAGGUUACCGACACGUGUACCUGGAAGGUAUAGAAGAGGCAUCCAUCUUCGUUCAUGUGGCUAUCAAUGACAUCUGUGGUAAGGCCAAACAAGCUCUGGGUCUAAAAGGCCUGUUUCUCAGAAAUCCAAAGCAGGCCUCUCUGGACAGUCAUGCUGCUGGGCAGCUUCAUCGCAAACAUUCCUUUAGCAGCCACAUCUUGAGACGGACAGCCAGUGCACCCACCAAAAGCCAGAAGAAGAACAAGAAAGGCUUUCCUGAAAUUGCUUUUGACUCAAAAGACAACAGUUCUGAAGGGGCCGGCGAAGACCGAGAAGUGGAAGCUGCUUCACAGCCCCGCUUUGAGCAAGAGCCAGAAAGUGCUUCUCUGUCACCAGCUCCCAGAGAUGGUGCCAGUGGGGAGGUACAUGGCAAGGUGUUGAAAGAUGUCCGCCAUUUCUCAAUACAGAGGUCAGUCACUUCUUUAUGCAGCCUCGAAACUAUCACUGAGGAGCCUGUUAUUGCCAAUGAAACCCACCACAGCAGCCCUUUCUUCCCUCUACCUGUUACUCCUUACAGUGAUUCUGAAGAAGGGUCUGUGUCUGACCAUUCCGCCGAAUCUCGAUCAGAAGCAAGCGGCGCAUCCAACCAGCCUCAAGAGCCUCUACUCACUCGAGAACAAAGAACAAAUCUGGCUGCAGAAGACCAAGUGCAGGUAGUCACAAGAGCAACUGACACAAGUUUAGCAGUCCAAGAUGAGAGGACGAGCAUGGCAGGAUGUCUCAAAGAAGCAAAUGGUUGGACACAGGCAUGUGGUAAAGCUGAAGAUCAGUCUGGGUUGGCGGCGCAUCCUCAGAAGGGCUGGCUGGUAGCGGCAGCAGGGAGGACUGAUACCCAACCUGCUGAAAACUGCCAGAAGGAAAAUGACCAGUCAGGUCAGGUGUUAUCAGACAUGAAAACAACCACUGAAUCCAAAGGCCAAAAACUCAGUGCAGCAGCUGUUCCAGUGCAGCAAAACAAUGUUAUUAACAGCACACAGACAACUUUGCCUCCAGAUACGCUCCAGAAAGCCCAGGCUGGACAGGCUCUACCUGCUUCUGUUUCUCAGACAAACUCUUACAUGUUAGUAAGACGGUCAAAGAGUGAAGGACUGAAGAUGUUGGACUCCUCAGCCUUAAUAAAAAUUCCGAAUAGCCUGUCUCCAGCAGCAGAAGUAUACUUUGAUGCCACUGUUAAUGACCGGAUCUGGAGCAAGCUAGAUUGCAGCAAUCAUCGUGACAGCAUGUCUUCCUCUUCCAGCAUGUCCUCCAAUGACACUGUGAUAGACCUCUCUCUACCCAAUCUAGCUCGCAAAAGCCUCCCAGAUCUUGGCAUCCGUCAUGAAAAUUUUGAGCCCCUUGCCAUAAGAAAGGGUAUGCGCCCACGAUCUGCUACCACAUCCAGUAAUGAGAUGCCAAUGGUGAGCAAGAGCAAAUCCAAUCCUAACCUGAGGUCUGGCCAGCUUCCAGCAGAUGAAUUGUGCCCCCGUCCUCUUGCCAGGAGCCCUCAAGACUCAUUCUCAUCCAUUCCCAGAAGGCACACCUGGAAUAGGCUAUACAUGGAAAGUCUCAGACAGUCUUCUAACAAAUCCAAAGCACAGGAUAUGGUUGGGAACAACCAGGCAAAAUCCAAGAGUCUUGGAGACCUUACCUCUGAUGAUAUUGUCUGCACUUUCGAAAGCAAAUACCGUAGCAUCAGCAGGAGCUUUGUCACUCGGUCGAUGCGGGAGCAGCGCCGCUCUUCAGGCCUGAGAUCCUCAGUCAAAUCCCAGGAUGGACUGACUGAGCAGCUAAAGAAGCUGACGGCCUUUCAGCAGGAAAAUGAUAUCACUUCCCCUAUCAGUCUUGAUCCAACGGAGUCUGAAGAGGAAGGGGAGAGCCUGGGACUGCUCCGCAGGUCUUCGUCGCGCAGUCAGAGCCGGGUGCGGUACAUUGCCAACAGGGCCAAGCAAGCUCAGGAGAGACAGCGGCUGCAGAGCCUGGGCCAGCUCAGCGGGAGCCCCAUUGAGGAGAGGGGAAAUCCAGAGGGAGCCUGCAGCGUUGCUAAAGCAGGUUGUAUGGAUGUAGCUUCUCCUGCCGUGUUUACAUCCCAGCCUAAAAACCAAACGGACUAUAACGCUGACACAGAAGUCUUCUUUAUGCUGAAACUGUAGUUCUGGGGAGCACUGAAUAAGGCAAUGUUUACAUUCCUGUCAAAACAAAACACAGUGACCUGAGAGGCACAAAAUAUCCUCAUAUGGCUUAGUGCUUCCUGGCCUUCCCUUGACUGUAAGGGAACUUAAUAUCGUGAAUCCAAAAGAAUAGAUGAGUGUUAAAUUUGUUGGCCGUUUGUGGAAACAGAACAAUCAAGUGAAAUCAGCGACUUAACAUUUUUACAGUCCUAAUGAUCUGACCUCCUUUGGGUUUUUUUAAAUUAUAUUUUUCCCAGCCUCAAAUUUGGCUUCCUUUGUGUGCGACCACUUUUUUGCAUUUGCAGUUUGCUCUGUGCAAAUCUUAUGUUCUUUACUAAUUUCAGUAAUUGCUUCUUACAAUAGGUAAACAUCUAUGUGAUGUUAAUGACAGCUAAGGUAAAUUUUGCUCUUGCCAGUUGUGGAUCUGGGAAAAGAGGCUGGAUUUAAAAUCAUGCUCCCUGUUCUGUUUUAUCUUUUGGAAGAGUUUGAGGCCUCUGAGGGUGUCUUCUCUGGGAAAUACUCAAAAUUCCAGUGUAAUUGUUUCAUGAAUUAAUAAUGUAGUAGAUAAAGUCCAUCUCCCACUGUGGACCUGCUUAUUUCAGUGAAAAUCCAUAUUUUCUCACUCUUUGAAUAAGAGCUCUCACUACGUUCCAAAGCAAUGCUUUUUUAAACCAAGCUUGUUUAUAUAUAUAAAUAUAUAUAUACCUGUGUGUGUCUGCACAUAUAUGUACACAUGCACACACUUAAACUGAACUGUGACUGUUCCUUGUCUCAAAACAUAAUCUGUGGGAAUGAGACAGGUAAGAGAAGGGAAUUACUAAAAAUAGACAGGAAAUAUCUUCUGAAUUUAAUUCAGAAAUGGCUAAAAAGCAUGCUAGGCUUUUAUUGGAAACAGCACUCUCCCUUCUUUAUGGUAUUUUAACAAUGCUGCUGUACAUAGCACUUUUUGGAUGAAUUUUACUAUUUCUGUAUUGCACUGCCAUGCAAAGUUUUCAAUGAUAUGUUUUAAAAAAAGAGAUAUUUAAUUUUUUUAGAUGGACAUAUUUAGAAUUAAAUACUAGCCUAACCAGAAUAAUAAUUUUUCCUCCCUGAUUUUUUUUACUUUUUAUUUUUAGGGAUGUUGUCCCCCCCCAAUUAUUAUGUCAUUUAUUAUAGAUGUACAUUUUAUCAGUGAUGGAGAAGAAUGUUUACUGAGAUGCAUUUUAAAGAGAAAAGAGGUUUAAUUUUAUUUCAGGCUGCAUAGAGUCCCUAUUAUUGAGAGGAUAUUUUGCUUUUGUUUGUAAUGAUUCUUUUGUGUAUAUUGCAAAAUCUAAAAAUUUGUUUGUAAAACCACCUUAAACUACUAAAAUAAACAUAUUUAACCUUCCA
Molecule: messenger RNA, 6633 nt
Organism: Calidris pugnax (ruff)
Lineage: Eukaryota; Metazoa; Chordata; Aves; Charadriiformes; Scolopacidae
Gene: PLCH2
Product: phospholipase C eta 2
Exons: 23
Coding region: 481-5247 (1588 amino acids)
Biological process (GO): lipid metabolic process; phosphatidylinositol-mediated signaling
Molecular function (GO): phosphatidylinositol-4,5-bisphosphate phospholipase C activity; calcium ion binding
Source: RefSeq, a predicted model, not a curated record